CUUCAUGUUGAUGCUAUGGUUAAAAAAAGAUUUAGUAGAUUGAAGUCGGUAAUCAAACCCUUCUCUUCUUCCCGUCAGCCUUCCAACUUGGAUCGUUCAUAAGUGAACAGCAAUUGACUGUAAAAAAAUAGCCUCAAAUAUGUCACAAACUAAUGGCGUUGAGGAUGUAAAGGAGAAGGAAGGGAUGAAUGAAAGUGAAAAAAUUCAAGUCGAUGAUGAAAAAUAUCAAAUCUUUGGUGAAGAAUUUUCUGUAUCAAAAGAGCUGAAAGAUGAAGAUGAAAACGAAAAUGAAAAGAAUCUGAUGCCCUCAGCCAGAGAGGAGGAAGAAGCAAUCAAGAAAAAGUAUGGAGGAUUUUUACCUAAAAAAACAACUUUAAUAUCAAAGAACCAUGACCGUGCAUUUUUCGAUUCAGCUGAUUGGGCUCUCGGAAAGGUAAAGUGUAGCAAGGAGCACAAAAGCCUAAAGGACCACUUGAAGCAUUACGCCCCAAAUUACAGCCCUCCCCACACCAGCAAAUGCGCUCAAGACGUUCUGCUUAUGCACCUGCAGCAGAUGAAAAUGAAGAAGCUUCAUCUUCCGAGGAUCAAAGCUGCACAUUGGACGGGGACAACGAUAAUACUAACACUGCAAAGGAGGACCAGAUUAAUGAUAAUGGAAGCUUGCAUGAAACAUGACCCGAGCCCCAAUGAUUGAGCUUGGUUAGCUUUUCAGAUUUAAUUGUUACUUUUUGUUCAUUGUAGUCGACUGUGUCUAAUCACCACUUUUAUUGUCUGUGGAGCAAUAAAUACAAAGAGGAAAAGGAGCUACUGAUUCAUUUCUAACAUACCUUUUUAUUUCUGUGUAAUAAAAUUUAUGUUUUUUUCCCACCCAAAGUAAUUUUCAGUUCCUG
This is a messenger RNA of Hibiscus syriacus, 890 nucleotides long. RefSeq lists its product as uncharacterized. Bases 140 to 694 code for a protein of 184 amino acids. Gene Ontology annotation, cellular component: cytoplasm. The record is from RefSeq and is a predicted model, not a curated record. NCBI's taxonomy places the organism in Eukaryota, Viridiplantae, Streptophyta, Magnoliopsida, Malvales, Malvaceae. The transcript is spliced from 7 exons. Gene Ontology annotation, molecular function: protein phosphatase inhibitor activity.